This is a messenger RNA of Pistacia vera, 2034 nucleotides long. Its product is annotated as putative receptor-like protein kinase At4g00960. The transcript is spliced from 7 exons. Gene Ontology annotation, molecular function: ATP binding; protein kinase activity. Gene Ontology annotation, biological process: protein phosphorylation. The coding region runs from base 1 to 2034 and encodes 677 amino acids. NCBI's taxonomy places the organism in Eukaryota, Viridiplantae, Streptophyta, Magnoliopsida, Sapindales, Anacardiaceae. The record is from RefSeq and is a predicted model, not a curated record.
AUGGCUUGUUCUAUCUCUUUGUCUAAAAUCAUCCUUUCCGCCAUUGUUAUGCUCAUCAUCUCUGCAAAAAUCACACACCAGCAAACCACAGAUCUCUACCACCACUGCAUAAAAUACCCAACAACUUUCACUCCCAAUAUUGCCUUCUCAACUAACCUCAAUCAAACUCUCUCUUCCCUAAUCUCAAACGCCACCCUCAGCAAUGGAUUUUACAACGCCAGCACCGGAGGCCCGCUGGCCGUAUCCGAUGAAGCCUAUGGCCUCUUUCUUUGCAGAGGAGACAUCGCUCCUGAUUUAUGCCAAAGUUGUGUCAAGGCGGCCAGUGAAACUAUCAUAACCGUUUGUCCAAAACAGAAGGAAGCAAUUAUAUGGUAUGAAGAGUGCAUGUUAAGGUACUCAAACAAGACGAUUUUCGCCGACAUGGAAGAGAAUCCUGGUUAUUCGAUGGGCAGCAUGAACGAUGUUGUGAAUGUGAGUCAGUUUAAGGAGAGUUUGGAUGGGUUGAUGAGUAGUUUGAUCAAAGAGGCUGUGGGUUCUAGCAAAUUUUUUGCCACAAAAGAAGUGAAUCUCUCAACUGUUACUAGGCUAUAUGGGCUGGCGCAAUGCACUCCUGACAUUGUUUUAUCUGAGUGCAACAUUUGCUUGGAUGACUGUGUUAGUGAGAUUUCUGAAUGCUGUUAUGGGAAGGAAGGAGGUAGAGUUAAUAAGCCUAGUUGCAAUAUCAGGUUUGAAAUGUAUCCUUUUUACUCACAACCAACUCCAACUCCACCUCCAGCACCAGUACCACAACCUCCGCCACCAGUACCCUCAACAAGUACAAGUGGAAAUAGGCAGAUCUCCUUAAAGAGGAUGAUUGAAAUUACAGUUCCUACAGUACUUGUCUUCACAAUAAUUUUAUCCACUUCAUGCUAUUGUCUCUUAAGUUGGAAAGAAGGGAGAAAGUACAGAGCUGUAAAUGAGGGAAAUGUAUUAUCUCCAGCUGGUGAUGAAAUUUCAAUGGUGGAAUUUUUACAAUUAGAUUUGCAUACCAUUGAAGCUGCCACACACAAUUUCUCUGAUGGAAACAAGAUUGGUGAGGGUGGAUUUGGCAGCGUGUACAAGGGUACACUUCAUAAUGGACAGGAAGUAGCUAUUAAAAGGCUAUCAAGAGGCUCAGGCCAAGGUUUGCAUGAAUUUAGGAAUGAGGUUGCGUUGGCAGCCAAGCUUCAACACAGAAAGUUAGUGAGGAUAUUAGGGUUUUGUGCGGAAAAAGGGGAGAAAAUACUCGUCUAUGAAUUUGUGCCCAACAAAAGCCUUGACUACUUCCUUUUUGAUCCUGAAAAACAAGGACUUUUGAAUUGGCCAAUGCGUUGCAAGAUUAUAGAAGGAAUUGCUCGAGGACUUCUAUAUCUUCAUGAAGAUUCUAGAUUUAGAAUUAUACAUUGUGAUCUUAAAGCCAGUAAUGUCUUGUUGGACGAGGACAUGAAGCCGAAGAUAGCAGAUUUUGGCAUAGCAAGGAUUUGUGGGAUGGAUCAAAGUCGAGGAAGUACAAGCAGAAUUGUUGGAACAUAUGGCUAUAUGUCUCCAGAGUACGUGUUGCACGGACAAUUCUCAAUUAAGUCUGAUGUGUACAGUUUUGGAGUUUUAGUAAUAGAGAUCAUAAGCGGUAAAAAGAACAAUUGUUUCUAUCAAUCAGCUUAUGCUGAGGGCCUCUUGAGCUAUGCUUGGAGACUUUGGAGGGAAGGAACGCCAUUAAAGCUAAUGGAUAAAACUUUAGGUGAUUUGUUUUCGCCAGAUGAGGUCAUUCGAUGCAUCCAUAUCGGAUUAUUGUGCGUUCAAGAAGAUCCAACAGACAGGCCUAUAAUGGCAACAAUAUUGCUUAUGCUUAAUAGUUUCUCUACUGCACUGCCGUUACCAAAACGACCAGCAUUUUCUAUUCAUAGAACGACAGAGCAAAGCAUGCCAAAAACGAGUCCAGAUUCAAUUCAAUAUUCAGGCAAACCCAUGCCUUCAUAUGUGAAUGACGAGCCCAUCACUGAACUCUACCCUCGUUAG